AUGCGAGCUUUAAUUGACAACGAUAACGUCGAUCUGGAUAUAUUGAAACCGGGAAGCCCCUGGCCCAGCGUGGACGAAUUGAUCGGCAAGCCCUCUCUAGGAGAACAAAUUGCUUUGGAAUGCACCCAGAACGAGAGUUCAACUGUUGAGGAUGCUAGACUUGAGGCAGAGCUCAGCUGCCCAGCAGAUCUGGGUUUCGAUGCCAUGUUAGGCUGGCAGAGCAACCAACAUGGCGCGACGCCUUACAUUACCGAUGCCAUCCCGACCGAGCAAUAUCGAGUGCCAAGCGCAACAUUACCUGAAGAGAAAAAUAUUGAUCCCCACCUACAUUCUGCUCGUCACUUGGCCUAUGCGUCGCCAACAUCAAGAGGAUUGCAAUCCCCCAAGGCGACUCUAGACUUAUGGGAACUGUUUUCGGGGGCCGGGAAUGAAUCUCAAGGCCGUAGCUUGCCUGGCCCUGAGGCCCAAGAUCAGAAAGCGACCUCAGAUGGCAAUGUGUUCCACCCAAAAACCCCGGGAUCUUGGAAGAAUCAACGUUCCUCAAAUCGUCGAUCACCAACUACUAGCCAUCACCCGCCAAAACGCCAGCGGUCUCACUACGUUAUUGAAAAGAAGUAUCGAGCUGGCCUCCAGGAGCGUUUCGAGGCCCUCCGCAGCUGCGUAACGGCUUGGAAUGAGUUCCAGCGCCCAGAAUCCGCUUCAGGCGAGGCGGGAACAACUGGUGAUGAGUUAAGUGGGGGUAGCAAGGGGAACAAUAAUGGUGGGCGAAUGAACAAGGCAGAGGUUCUCAGCAAUGCGGUCAUCUACAUCCAGGAGCUUCAGGAGGAGAAUGAAGUUGUGAUCGAUCAUUUGAAGCUGCUGAUCCGGCGGUUACGGGGGGCGAAACAAGCCCUGCAAACGGAUGAUCUACUUGGUACCUCGGGGUUGUAA
Molecule: messenger RNA, 930 nt
Organism: Penicillium vulpinum
Lineage: Eukaryota; Fungi; Ascomycota; Eurotiomycetes; Eurotiales; Aspergillaceae
Exons: 1
Coding region: 1-930 (309 amino acids)
Molecular function (GO): protein dimerization activity
Source: RefSeq, a predicted model, not a curated record